Corythoichthys intestinalis (scribbled pipefish) is the source of this 6712-nucleotide messenger RNA. It is a transcript of the gene nr2c2, whose product is annotated as nuclear receptor subfamily 2, group C, member 2. Gene Ontology annotation, biological process: positive regulation of embryonic development; cell differentiation; positive regulation of transcription by RNA polymerase II. Bases 215 to 2095 code for a protein of 626 amino acids. The transcript has 15 exons. The record is from RefSeq and is a predicted model, not a curated record. Gene Ontology annotation, molecular function: nuclear receptor activity; zinc ion binding; RNA polymerase II cis-regulatory region sequence-specific DNA binding. NCBI's taxonomy places the organism in Eukaryota, Metazoa, Chordata, Actinopteri, Syngnathiformes, Syngnathidae.
UGGGGGAGGAGGAGAGGAGGAGGAGCGCGGAGACGCGACAGAGGAAGAGGAAGGGAGAAAAAAAGAAAAAAAAACCUCCAACCAUCAACGGGUCACGAACUAUGACCUUUAACAGUGGAAAAACAAAACAAUUAAUUUUAUAAAAUAACUGGGCGUCCCGAAUUCGUCAUUGGUCCACUGUCGGAGUCCUCACUAAUGACCUUACAUCAUCAUCAUGACGGCCAACCUGAAUUUGCUCUCUCAGCAGAAAGCAGACUAUGAGGAUGAGGCAGAGGUGUCAUUGUCCCCAACAGACUCGGCGAUAAGUCCGUCGCCUCCACGCUAUCAGGUUGUUACUACCGAUGCUCCAGCAACCUCACAGCAGAUACAGAUUGUAACUGACCAACAGAGGGGUCAGAAAAUUCAGAUUGUGACUGCCAUGAACCCUUCCAGUGCCCCCAAACAACAAUUCAUUCUGACCACAUCAGACAAUUCUGGAGCUGGCAAGGUUAUUCUGACCUCUCCAGACAACCACAAUACGAAGCAACUCAUCUUUACGUCUGCAGACAACCUGAUGCCAGGAAGGAUACAGAUUGUCACAGAUCCAUUGUCGAUGGAGCAGUUACUCGGCCAAUCAGGCGAUCUGAGCCGGCCACAGACAGUGGAGUACUGCGUGGUGUGUGGAGACAAGGCUUCAGGCCGUCACUACGGAGCAAUGAGUUGCGAAGGUUGUAAAGGCUUCUUUAAGCGGAGUGUGAGGAAAAACCUGACCUACAGCUGCCGUAGUAAGCAGGACUGCGUCAUUAACAAGCACCACCGCAACCGCUGUCAGUUCUGUCGCUUGAAGAAAUGCCUUAACAUGGGGAUGAAGACUGACUCUGUUCAGAGUGAAAGGAAGCCUGCCGAUGUUAUUCCCAGAGAGAAACAUGUCAACUGCGCUCCGUCCACCCAGAAGAUCUACAUCCGCAAGGACCUUAACAGUCCACUCAUCGCCACACCAACUUUCAUCUCGGACACAGAGACGGAUGGCUCCAGAUCCAGCUUGCUGGACCAGGGGAUGCUUGUUAACAUCCAGCAGCCUGUCAUGCAAAGUGAUGGAACGCUUCUGCUGACAACUGACUCAAAGACGGAGUCUAGCCACGGUGACCUUGGGACACUCGCAAAUGUGGUGACCUCACUGGCCAGCCUGAGUGACUCACUGAAACAGAACUUGAAAAAUGGAGAUUCAUCAGAUUGCACAUAUGUGAAAAAAAACACGACAGAGAUUACUCGUGCCUUUGACACCCUGGCCAAAGUGCUCAAUCCACCUGAAACGGGCGUCAUAGCUGAAAAGUGUGUUAGUGAAACGACCUUUCAGCUAAUUGGCCGAGAUCAAGAAACCCCAAUCAUUGAGGUGGAAGGGCCACUGCUUACAGACGGUCAUGUUAACUUUAAGUUGACGAUGCCCAGCCCCAUGCCUGAAUAUCUGAAUGUACAUUACAUCUGUGAGUCUGCAUCCAGGCUUCUCUUUCUCUCAAUGCACUGGGCCCGUUCCAUCCCUGCCUUCUUGGCUCUCGGGCAGGAAGAAAACACGGGCUUGGUUCGAGCCUGCUGGAAUGAGCUGUUCACUCUUGGUCUCGCUCAAUGUGCUCACAUCAUGAACCUGUCCACGAUCUUGGCUGCCAUUGUCAACCACCUGCAGAGUAGCAUCCAGGAUGACAAGAUGUCAGGUGAAAGGGUGAAGCAGGUGAUGGAGCACAUCUGGAAGUUCCAGGAGUUCUGCAACAGCAUGACCAGGUUGGAGACAGACAGCUACGAAUACGCAUACCUGAAGGCCAUCGUCUUAUUCAGUCCAGAUCAUCCUGGCGUGGACUGUGGCGGACAGGUGGAAAAGUUUCAGGAAAAAGCCUUGAUGGAGCUGCAGGAUUAUGUACAGAAAACGUAUCCGGAUGACACCUACAGGUUGACCCGCAUCCUGACCCGCCUCCCAGCGCUGCGCCUCAUGAACUCCAACAUCACGGAGGAGCUCUUUUUCACUGGCUUGAUUGGUAACGUCUCUAUUGACAGUAUAAUCCCCUACAUUCUGAAGAUGGAGACUGCCGAGUACAGCAGCCAGGACAGCGACUCUGCCGAGUGACAACCGCUUUAGAAAAGGCAUCUUAAUCUGCACUUCAGGUACUCUUUCUUGUUGAAGCUGUGACGAGCAUCCUACGGCGGCCUCUCGUUCCAUCUGCUCAUGAUUCACAAGUCUUUUUUUGUCUUUCGAUGAUUAUGAACUUAAAGGAGCCAUAUGUAAGAAAUGCACUUCAAUUAUUUAUUAAAUGACCCUAAUAUUUAAAUAGAAAUGAAAGAAACAUGAGUUUAUACUUCGAACAUGAUUCUCAAUAGUAAACCCUAAAUUUUCCUAUUUUAAAAGUCAGUUGUCAUUGAUUCUGUGUCCGUGACAGAUGUCUGGCCCUCCACCAAUCAGUCAAUUACGAGAACAGUUCUGUGUCUGCAUCCAGGUUGCCGGGAGCUCAGUAACCUGGAGGCUACUUUAACUAAAGCUGCUACAACUUUUAUAAACAGUAUGAAUUAACACCACUUGAGCAAGAGAAAAAAAAACACCUGUUACGAAUCUCAAAUGAGUCAUUACCGUAUUGGCCCGAAUAUAAGACGACCCCCUCUUUUUCAAGACUCAAGUUUGAAAAAAGACUUUUUGAACACCAUAGGUUGUACACUACACAUGCUUUAUGUUCACAUGACCUUUGCUAACAUUAGUGUGUAGUUUGUUAGCCUCUUUCUCUUCUGAUUGAAAUGCAACAAUGGUAUGAUGAUGCAGCUUGAGUCCCCAUUGCAAAGCGCUUAUCUGGCAAGCCAAAGAAAAAGGGGAUGGUGCCUUGCCUGGCACCGCCAGACUAUUCUCCCUGUAUUUUUCAAACACUGUGAGAAAUAGUCUGGGACCCUGCCCAUUAACGGCCUCUCGAACAAUGACAAAAUCAACUGUCCAAUCAGAUUCGUUUAUUUGCAUGACGUGUUCUUAACGAGUAACGUCACUCUUGCGUGCCGAAAGUCGUCUCUCCAACAACACAGAUAGAGAACGGGAGAGCCGAGAAUAUGUUCCAAUCUGCGGUAAAACCAGUUUUAAAUUACCAAAAACACAUCGACACAAGUCAUUGAAAACAGUCAACAUGGCUCGCGCUAGCCAUGUUGAAUACACGUCUCCAUUCUCCGCUCACGCUAGUUACUUGUCGCUUUAACAACGUCAUGUCUGCCCGUUGCUGAUUGGUCCACUCCGCUGUCUUUUUGCUGUGGCUUGCUCCGCCCUGGGAAUUUGAUCCGCCGGACGGUCGCCUGAGUCAAUCGCUGGAACAGCGGUGAGUCUGGUAUACUAGGCAAGAUGGUGCCCUCUUCAAUAUGUUGAUUCUGGUUGCAGUACCAUUUUUGGCCACCAAUCUUACAUAUGGCUCCUUUCAAUCUUAUGCUGCGUUCACACCAAAGUUAAACCGUCGCAUGUGAACACCUUGCUCGUGCAGGCCCGUCACCAAAAGCAGUUUUGUGUUCGCACAGUCCUUAAAGCAACACUAUGGAGAGGGCAGAGGGCCGAUGGGGAAAUACGGUACAAAAUCAAACGUUUCUGAUUUUUAACAUUGUCAUAUGCAAUUGUUUAGCCACAACUGGAUUCAUUACCUCAUUACUAUUCAUCCAUCAUAUAGCCGCUGGAAACAAAUCGUUCAGUCCAUCUGCAGGCGACCGGGAGAUCAGGAUUUUACAACACUGUGCGCUGGUCCUCAUGAGAAACACAUUUUUCCUUAAGGCAAAACACUACCGUUUUUGUCCACCUGCGUCACUAAAAUCUGAAAUUUGAAACUGAAAAUUUACUUAGUGUUGCUUUAAGUUGCCAAAAGACGAUACAACUUCUGGCUCACGUAACGUAAUAAUAAGUAUUAGAACAUCUUCAUUCUUGUAAUAUCACGGCUCUCAUUAGAUGACAAUUUUCUCUCAUGAUAUUAGUACUGUAAUUUCGCAAUAUUUCGUGAAGUUGCGUUUUUUUUUCGUGUAAUAUUACACAUAUAUGUAAUAUAACGACUUUAAUCUCAUUAUAUUGCAACUUUUUUCCCCAUUUCAUUAAGAUAUAUAACUUUAUUCUCGUAAUUUCACGACUGUUUUCUCGUACUAUUAUGACUUUAAUUUCGCAAUAUUUCGUAAAGUUCAGUAAGAUUACCAUUUUUUUUUGUAAUAUCACAUAGCUACGUACUGUAACGACUUUAAUCUCGUAAUAUUGUGACUUUUGCCCCAUACUAUUAGAAAAUUUAACUUUAUUCUCGUAAUAUUACGAUUUUUAUCUCAUAAUAUAUUGUAACUUUUUUCUUGUAGUAUUACAAGUUAUGACUUCUUUUUUAUAAUAUUACGACAUUAAUCUCGUAAUAUUAUAACUUGUAGUGCUUGUUUUUCUUCAUUCUUUCUUUGGCCUUUUACUGACCGGAUGUUGAGGCGUUACUUAUUUGCCAGCUGAAGACAAGUGAAUGAGAAAAAGUAUUUGAUUAGCUGUUUUCUCCUCGACGCUGAAAUCUUUGGCUAGACGUGCAUUGCCGGUCGCCAGGCCGCCGGUCGCUGUUCACCACGCAAUAGAUUACAUUGACUUUGCAUGGGAACCCACCGUGUGACGACAAUAAGACUUGGCUGGUGUGAACGCAGCUUGAGUUUGCCGGCACAAUAGUGAUAUACAAUACAAUAAUUAAAACAUUAAUUCGGCCUUAAUAUAGAAACUAAACAAUCUGAGUAAAUACAGUAUACGGAUAGUCCCUGGUUUAUGAAUGAGUUCCGUUCCUGCGCUGGCGAUGUAACCCGGAUUUCCGCGCAAGUCGGAAUUAACACUUUAAAUACCGCUGAACACCCUCUAAAUUAAAAAAAAAAAAAAAAAGAUCCAAAAACAUGUAAUAUACAGUGGAGCAAAUAAGUAUUUAGUCAACCACCAACUAUGCAAGUUCUCCUGCUUGAAAAGAUUAGAGAGGCCUGUAAUUGUCAACAUGGGUAAACCUCAACCAUGAGAGACAGAAUGUGGAAAAAAACAUAAAAUCACAUUGUUUGAUUUUUUUAAAAAAAAUUAUUUCCAAAUUAGAGUGGAAAAUAAGUAUUUGGUCACCUACAACAAGCAAGAUUUCUGGCUGUCAAAGAGGUAUAACUUCUUUUAACGAGGUCUAACCAGGCUCCACUCGUUACCUGUAUUAAUGGCACCUGUUUUAACUCAUUAUCGGUAUAAAAGACACCUGUCCACAAGGCUACUAUCAGUAACACAAUGCGCCACCAGGGACUCAAAUCCUGAACUGCCAGACGUGACCCCCUGCUGAAGAAACUAACGUCCAGGCCCGUCUGCGGUUCGCUAGAGAGCAUUUGGAUGAUCCAGAAGAGGAAUGGGAGAAUGUGUUAUGGUCAGAUGAAACCAAAAUAGAACGUUUUGGUAGAAACACAGGUUCUCGUGUUUGGAGGAGAAAGAAUACUGAAUUGCAUCCGAAGAACACCAUACCCACUGUGAAGCAUGGGGGUAGAAACAUCAUGCUUUGGGGCUGUUUUUCUGCAAAGGGACCAGGACGACUGACCUGUGUAAAGGAAAGAAUGAAUGGGGCCAUGUAUCGAGAGAUUUUGAGUGAAAAUCUCCUUCCAUCAGCAAGGGCAUUGAAGAUGAGACGUGGCUGGGUCUUUCAGCAUGACAAUGAUACCAAACACACAGCCAGGGCAACAAAGGAGUGGCUUCGUAUAAGCAUUUCAAGGUCCUGGAGUGGCCUAGAUCUCAACCCCAUAGAAAAUCUGUGGAGGGAGUUGAAAGUCCAUGUUGCCCAACGACAGCCCCAAAACAUCACUGCUCUAGAGGAGAUCUGCAUGGAGGAAUGGGCCAAAAUACCAGCAACAGUGUGUGAAAAGCUUUUGAAGAGUUACAGAAAACAUUUGGCCUCCGUUGUUGCCAACAAAGGGUACAUAACAAAGUAUUGAGAUGAACUUUUGGUAUUGACCAAAUACUUAUUUUGCACCCUGAUUUGCAAAUAAAUUCUUUAAAAACCAAACAAUGUGAUUUUCUGGGUAUUUUUUCCACAUUUUGUCUCUCAUGGUUGAGGUUUACCCAUGUUGACAAUUACAGGCCUCUCUAAUAUUUUCAAGUGGGAGAACUUGCACAAUUAAUGGCCCACUUGCACAAUUAAUGGUUGACUAAAUACUUAUUUGCCCCACUGUACGUCAUUGUACUGUCCUCGCCAAGAUGUUGGAGCUAAUUCCUAGCUAGACAGCGAGCUAAGCUCCGAAAUGAUGAUAUCAGAUGUCCGUGUGGUUUGCUGACUUUAUUCAGCUGCUCAUGACAUCAACACCUGCAGAAUGAAACUAAAAUAAAGUUGAAAUUAAAUUACUCAUCUUCAAUAGCAGCAAUUCAAAUUUACGUUUACAAUUAGCUGCUAAAACAGCAAUAACAAACGAUUAGCAUGUAUCAGUUAGCGUCCGCACAUAAUCAAAAACAAUCACAUAAACUCGCCCCAAGUAUUUGACUACAAUUGAAAACGCACAAAAAACAGGACAAAAGGGGUUAUAUACAGUUGUCCCCUCUGGAUGCUUCACAAGCAACAAAGGUGCGCGCAAGCUGUCACCUCUUCACUCGGCUGCGCUCUUCCUCAUAUGUGUGUGUGUGGGACGGGCGGUGUGUAAAUGCAACCUGCUCUAUGCCUCCUGCGCCACAUAAAAGCAUGCAUUACAAAACAAAAGUAAACAUUAAAAAAAAAAAAAAAAAAAA